AUGACGUCGGAAAAGCGACGGAAGCUCGUGUCGCCGCGUCCAGGGGACCAUGGAGGAGAGCGCAGGCCCGGAGCCUCCGGCGGAGGCGCUGGAGCUGCUUCGCAUCGAGCUGGAGCCCGAGCGGAGCGGGAGGUCCCGGCCGGAGGCGCUCGACGGCUCCCUCUCUAGGAACGCACUGCGGAAGCGGAGGAACUGGGAGCGCAGGCUGGCGGCCAGGAGGAGCCGCAGAGCGGACGAGAAGCGGAGGAGGAAGCAGCUGCGACGAGCUGAGGAGGCGGGCGGUGCGCGGACAGCAGGCGGCGGCGGCGGGGGGGAGGACAGCGCGCGGCACAGCACGCGGCACAGCACGCGCGCCGCCAAAGCGCUCGUCCGGCAGCGGCUCGCAGACGCACGAGCAGCGGGACAGCGACUCUGCGUGGACCUGAGCGUGUCGGACAGCAUGUCGGCCAAGGAGACGAGCCGGCUGGCGGCGCAGAUCCGGCGCCUGUACGGCUCCAACCGCAGGGCGGCGCGGCCCUUCCACCUGUACCUGGCGGGGCUGCGGAAGGACAGCCUGCUCUUCCGGGAGUGUCGGCGCAUGAACGACGGCUUCCAGGACUACGCGAUGGACGUGACGGAGCGCAGCUUCCUGGAGCUCUUCCCCCCCGACGCCAUUGUCUACCUGACCCCGGACGCCGAGCAAGCCCUGGACCUGGUCGACCCACACAAGGUGUACAUCCUCGGGGGGCUGGUGGACGAGAGUGUGCGGAAGAAGGUGACAUACCGGAAGGCCUGUGAGGGAGGGGUCAGCAGCGCCAGGCUGCCCAUCGAUGAGCACAUGGUGAAGAGGGUCAACGGCAAGAACUUCCACUCGCAGGUCCUGGCCAUUAACCAGGUCUUCGACAUCCUGCUCAGUUUCUGUGACACUGGCAGCUGGCCGGCAGCCCUGGCCAGGGGGGUCCCCCCCGGGAAAGGGUACGAGGUCUGUCCAGAGACCGUCCCCUAAAUGCAGCACUGAAGAGCGCUUGCACUUGGCGGUUCUACUCCACUGUAGGUGCCAUGGCGCUGGGCAAAGACGUGGAGAGGUGGCCAUCCUGCUGUUUCUGUGGGAAUGGGCAACACUGCUCAUGAGGCUUACCGCAGUUAUUGGAGGCCACGCCCCCAAGUGGACCCUGACGACAUCCACAACCCCCCAGCGUUGUCCGCUGUUCGGCCACAUUGUGGUCAUUUCAUGGUGGGAGGAAGAUGCUGGUCUCUCUCUGGAAUGUCUUUAAGAAUUAAGCCUUUCUAGGGAUUCUGCUUUUUAUUCUUGUCCAGGUUGUAAAUAAAUGUGUGAU
Molecule: messenger RNA, 1316 nt
Organism: Scleropages formosus (Asian bonytongue)
Lineage: Eukaryota; Metazoa; Chordata; Actinopteri; Osteoglossiformes; Osteoglossidae
Gene: trmt10b
Product: tRNA methyltransferase 10B
Exons: 8
Coding region: 50-985 (311 amino acids)
Biological process (GO): tRNA N1-guanine methylation
Cellular component (GO): nucleoplasm; nucleus
Molecular function (GO): tRNA binding
Source: RefSeq, a predicted model, not a curated record